AUAGGCUCGAAAAAGUUUGUUUUGGGCAGUUUUUUCUGGAGAAGGUUACUUAUGCAAUAUUUGAAAUCCAAGAACAGGGCGGAAUUCAAACAGACCAUUAAUCAGAACAUCUCAUUUUUUGCUCUAACAUCGUUUCAUUCCAAUGGAGCGAUAGUCUUUCGAUUACGUCUACCAAAUUCCUAUCGCAGUAAUAAUCGAUUAUUUUAACAAAAUGCUACCACUGUCGCUUUUAAAAACGGCGCAGAGCCAUCCUAUGUUAGUAGAGCUAAAAAAUGGAGAAACAUACAAUGGUCACUUGGUUAGUUGCGACUCCUGGAUGAAUAUAAAUCUGCGCGAUGUAAUUUGCACCUCAAAGGAUGGAGACCGCUUUUGGCGUAUGCCGGAAUGCUAUAUCCGUGGAAGUACAAUUAAAUAUCUUCGAAUUCCCGAUGAGGUGAUCGACAUGGUGAAAGAAGAUGCGCAAGCCAAGUCGAGAAAUCGCACAGAAAUGAACAAAAAUCGCGGCGGCAACUCUUCGCAAAAUCAACGCGGCGGACGUGCCGGUGGCAACCGAAACAAUGUCGGCAAUCGUCCUGGCCAGGGAUACGGAGGUCCUGGUAAUAAUGCGAUGCGUCUGGGAGGAACUGGUGGUCAAGGGAAUCGCCUGCCCCACGCUGCCAAAAAUAGAAAAUAGUUGUUUAGACCGCACUAGUAAUAAAUUUCUUUUCAACUAUUCAAA
Molecule: messenger RNA, 718 nt
Organism: Drosophila eugracilis
Lineage: Eukaryota; Metazoa; Arthropoda; Insecta; Diptera; Drosophilidae
Product: U6 snRNA-associated Sm-like protein LSm4
Exons: 4
Coding region: 212-673 (153 amino acids)
Biological process (GO): mRNA splicing, via spliceosome; nuclear-transcribed mRNA catabolic process; spliceosomal snRNP assembly
Cellular component (GO): P-body; U6 snRNP; spliceosomal tri-snRNP complex
Molecular function (GO): U6 snRNA binding
Source: RefSeq, a predicted model, not a curated record